Volvox carteri f. nagariensis is the source of this 3765-nucleotide messenger RNA. RefSeq lists its product as uncharacterized. Lineage: Eukaryota; Viridiplantae; Chlorophyta; Chlorophyceae; Chlamydomonadales; Volvocaceae. The record is from RefSeq and is a predicted model, not a curated record. The transcript has 29 exons. Gene Ontology annotation, molecular function: ATP hydrolysis activity; magnesium ion binding; ATPase-coupled intramembrane lipid carrier activity. Bases 1 to 3765 code for a protein of 1254 amino acids. Gene Ontology annotation, biological process: phospholipid translocation. Gene Ontology annotation, cellular component: plasma membrane.
AUGCCUAUCUCCUCUCUACGUGGAAAUCUGGGUGCAGGAGGAGGCAAAGAGGAUGCUUCGAGCAUUUCAAGCGGCCCAGGAGCGGCCCAAAACGGCCAUGCCAACGCCGACCCGGGUGUGACGGCGGAAGGGCAGUUUCGUGAAGUUCUAGCGCAUACCGUGAAGCCGGUGAAUAAGAAGAGUGUGCUUCUGCAAGUCGCCGAAGCGGCGUUUGGCUGCGUCCGAAGUGGGGAGUACGCAUCAAAUGAAAUCCGAACGGCGAAAUACACGUUGCUAACCUUCGUACCGGUGAACCUCUUUCAGCAGUUUACUCGGAUCGCCAACCUAUACUUCCUCGUCGUGGCUGUGCUGCAACUCAUCCCCGGCCUAGCACCAACUUCGUGGUUCACCACGGUGGCACCUCUGGUCAUUGUGCUGGCCAUCAACGCUAUCAAGGAGAUUAUUGAUGAUUACUACCGCCACCUGAGCGACCGGGAAAUCAACGGUCGCAUCGCCACCGUGCUGGAGGAGGGCGGUCGUGAGACCCCGGUCACGUGGCGGGACCUGGCUGUGGGCGAUAUUGUUAAAGUGGCCAAUGACACGGAGUUCCCUGCGGACAUCGUGUUCCUGUCAUCCGCAGACCCCGGAAAUAUUUGCUACGUGGAAACAGCGAACCUGGAUGGUGAGACAAACUUGAAAAUGAAGAACUGCUUCUCAAAGACGGCCGGAAAAAGUCUGGCGGACGAAUUCAACAGCUUCGCUGCAGACUACUCCGUCCGCUGCGAGCUGCCCAAUCCUGAUCUGUACAAGUUCGACGGCGCAGUGGUGCGCCGGACGGAACCUGACGAUCCUCUUGCGCAGCUGCCAUUGACAGCCGAUAACCUGCUGCUCCGCGGCUGCACGCUUCGCAAGACCGACUGGGUGGUGGGUGUGGUGGUGUACACUGGACUGGAUUCCAAGAUUAUGAUGAACCGCACGCGCUCUCCACGCAAGGUGACGCAGCUGGAGAACCACAUGAACGUGCUGGUUGGCACCAUGUUUAUCCUGGUGUUCUUUAUCUCAGCGUUCAUGUCUAUGGGAGUGCAGAUCUGGGACAAGGCGCACGUGCGGGAGGACUGGUACCUGGGUUACAACGGGAAGUACCCAGACUACUAUCCGGGCUUCGCAUCUUGGGUGCUUGGGGUCAUUCGCUGGAUGAUUCUGCUCAACGGCGUCAUUCCCAUCUCCUUGUACGUGACACUGGAGAUUGUUAAGUUUUUACAGUGCAAAAUGAUUCUGGACCUGGAUCGUGAAAUGUACCACGCGGAAAGUGACACCCGCUUCUCCUGCCGCACUACUAACCUGAAUGAAGACCUAGGCCAGGUACAGUACGUUCUGUCGGACAAGACGGGGACCCUGACGCAGAACGUCAUGGGGUUUGUGUGGCUCUCCGCAGGGGAUGAGAUGUACGGCAAGCGGGACUGCAGGGGUGCUGACUUCCCCAGCCCCAGCCACAUCGACGAGGCCACCCCGCACUCGGUGUCGCUUGACCCCGACCUGCUGCGGGGCCUGGGAUUGGACCUCAGGCUCCUCGCGCAGCAGGGCUCUCUUGAGCUUCUGUUUUCCUCACGCCUGCAUGUUCUUCGCCCUCGCUUGCUCUUUGUCAUCGUCACCACCAUCACCAUCGUCAUCAUCGUCACCAUCAUCGCCCAACUAACCAUUGCAGCGCCUACCAAGACAAACAAGAGCAUGCGCGGCCAUGCCGGCAUCAUCCGCGCCGCCGCGACCAAGCCCCCUGACCCCGAGCUGGAGCGCUUCAUGCUAAACUUGGCGAUCUGCAACACGGUCGUCCCAGCCAUCAGCGACGAAGGGCACUUCGUGUACCAGGCCUCCUCCCCCGACGAGGAGGCGCUGGUGACAGGUGCGGCGUUCCUAGGCUACCGCCUAUACAGUCGUACUACAGACAAGGUGGUCGUGGAGAUUUUGCGGACGGGGGAGUACCGUCAGUACCAGGUGCUGGCGGUGCUAGAGUUUAACUCGGAUCGCAAGCGCAUGUCUGUCAUCGCUCGCUGCCCCGACGGCAAGAUCCGGCUCUUCUGCAAGGGCGCUGACACCAUGAUCAUGGCGCGGGUCAUGCCCAGGCAGCCACGCAGCUCCAACGUGCGCAACCACCUGGAGGAGAUGGCGCUGGCGGGCUACCGGACUUUGUGCGUCGCAGAAAAGGAAAUCACCGAGGCGGCAUAUAGCAAGUGGGCGACGCAGUACGACGCGGCCUGCGUGGCGCUCACGGACCGUGAGCACAAGGUUGCGCUUGCCAGCGAGGCAAUUGAGAAGGACAUGGAGCUGUUGGGGGCGACCGCGGUGGAGGACAAGCUACAGGACGGCGUGCCGGAAGCGAUUGAGGCGCUGCUAUCGGCGGGGGUCGGUGUCUGGGUUCUCACUGGCGACAAGGUGGAGACGGCGAUAGCCAUCGCGAUGUCAUGCCGGUUGUUUACGCAACAAAUGGCGCUGGUGGAGUUACGGGAGCGGGACUUCGAGAGGUUGGAUGAGGAGGCGGUUCUCCGCGGAAAGUACGAGGAGGCCUCCAUGGAACAAACUCGGCUCAAAAUGGAGCUGGGCAAUGACUGCGGCCCCAUGGUGGGGUUGGUGGUGGAGGGUGGGGCACUGGCGCGCCUGCUGACACCGGCGUAUGAGGGCCGGCUGCUGGACCUGUUCACAACUUGCAAGAGCGUGGUGUGCUGUCGUGUCACCCCCAAACAGAAAGCCGAGGUGGUCAAGCUGGUGCAGCGCCGCCGUAAGGCCAUUGUGCUGGCCAUCGGCGACGGGGCAAAUGAUGUCAGCAUGAUCCAGGCUGCGCAUAUCGGCUGCGGCAUCAGCGGCCGUGAGGGUCGAGCGGCGGUCAUGGCAUCGGACUUCGCAUUCGCGCAGUUCAAGUACGUGUCCCGCCUGAUCCUGCUACACGGCCGUGCCGCCUAUAAACGCAAUACGGAGGUGGUUUGGUACGCCUUCUACAAGAACUGGAUUUACAACCUGGUGCUCCUGUACUUCGGCUUCGUGACAGGCUUUUCUAGCCAGCCGCUUUUCACAUCGGGUCUCAUUGCCGUCUUCAACCUGUUCUUUACGUCAGCGCCUACGGUGGCGUUUGCGGUGCUGGAACAGGACGUUUCGAUGGCGACGGUACUGUCGGUACCGCAACUGUACACGGAGACCAUGACCGCCACUCGCAAGCAGUUCCUCAUGGAGCAGCUGUGGUGGCUAGUGCUGGCAACCUGGCACUCUCUCUGCAUCUACUUCCUGCCCGUAUACUCCAUGUCCAACCCCAAUAAGGACGGCUUAACCUAUGACUGGCAGAUGGUGGGCGCAACAGUGUACACGGGCAUCAUUAUGACGGUCAACCUCAAGAUUGCCCUCCGCACCCGGUAUUGGACCUGGAUAAACCACGUCUGCAUCUGGGCGUCCAUUGCCCUCUGGUGGCCUUAUGUUAUCGGCUACUCGGCAUUGUUUGAGGUGGUGCCGGUGGCGGGUGCGGCUGACAUGUCCGGGGUGGCCCUGGAUAUGAUGGGCGGACCGCACUUCUGGCUGACGUCGAUUAUGCUAGUACCGGCCAUCAGCCUGUUGCCCGAUAUCGCGCACAUGGCCUUUCAGCGCACCUUCGCGCCCAAGCCGUUCCAGAUCUACCAGGAGAUCGAAUGGCUUCAGGAGCUGGCGCCAGAGACUUCACGCACGCUAGGGUUGUCAGUGCCGCAGCCGGACGACGGGACGGCUUGCGAUCCCGGUGUGAUGGAGCUCGGGGAGCAGAACACAUAG